Messenger RNA from Spodoptera litura, 2824 nucleotides. RefSeq lists its product as uncharacterized. Lineage: Eukaryota; Metazoa; Arthropoda; Insecta; Lepidoptera; Noctuidae. The record is from RefSeq and is a predicted model, not a curated record.
GUCAGAGUUUUCAAUUAAAAUAGAUGAAUGUAUUUGUUCUACGAAAUUACGUCCCUAUCUCAACCGUAAACAUAAAUCUUUCUCCUGUAAACCUGAUGAGACUAUCAACAAUUUAUCCCCUGACCUCCAACAAUCAAUUAAAGCAAAAUGUCAGUCGAUGACUUUCAAAAACAUAAAACGCAUGUUUUUUGACACAUUAUUGUUUAAACAAAAUGGCAAUAAAAAUAUAGAAAAAAAUGAUGAAAAUAACACUAGAAAUGGAAAAAAUACAUCGAAUUCCCAAGAAAUUAAAAAUGAUGGCAAAAAUAGUACAGGAACUAGAGAACCUAGAAUAGAACCUCCUUCAAAUUUAAAUGAGAACAAGACGAUUGAACCAGCCAAUAUAAAUAAUACGGACAAUAAACAUGCGCCUUCUUUAGUCCCUUCGAACGUAAACAAAACUGAUGGAAAUAACACAACAAAUGGAAAAAAUACAUCAAAUUCCCAAGGAAUUAACAAUGAUGGCAAAAAUAGUACAGGAACUAAAGAACCAAGAAUAGAACCUACUUCAAAUUUAAAUGAGAACAAAACGAUUGAACCAGCCAAUAUAAAUAAUACGGACAAUAAACAUGCGUCUUCUUUAGUCCCUUCGAACGUAAACAAAACUGAUAACACAACAAAUGGAAAAAAUACAUCAAAUUCCCAAGGAAUUAAAAAUGAUGACAAAAAUAGUACAGGAACCAGAGAACCUAGAAUAGAACCUCCUUCAAAUUUAAAUAAGAACAAAAUGAUUGAACCAGCCAAUAUAAAUAAUACGGACAAUAAACAUGCGUCUUCUUUAGUUCCUUCGAACGUAAACAAAACUGAUAACACAACAAAUGGAAACAAUACAUCAAAUUCCCAAGGAAUUAAAAAUGAUGACAAAAAUAGUACAGGAACCAGAGAACCUAGAAUAGAACCUCCUUCAAAUUUAAAUGAGAACAAAACGAAUGAACCAGCCAAUAUAAAUAAUACGGACAAUAAACAUGCGCCUUCUUUAGUUCCUUCGAACGUAAACAAAACUGAUGGAAAUAACACAACAAAUGGAAAAAAUAUAUCAAAUUCCCAAGGAAUUAACAAUGAUGGCAAAAAUAGUACAGGAACUAGAGAACCUAGAAUAGAACUUCCUUCAUCAUCAAAUUUGAAGCCGAAGGAUUCGAUUAAAGAUAAGUCUCAUGUAAACAGAACCGAUACAUCUCAAACUGAAGUCAGUUCAUUGUUAGAGAAACCAGUAAAUUCAGAAGCAUUCAAGUACGAAUCUUCUCCUACGUUUUACAAAAAGAACAAAACCAUACUUAUUGACGUAUCGGUGUUAGAAGAAAUUGCGCAACUAGCAGAACACAUUUGCGAUUGCUCUACCAAGCCCAUUUUAAAAGAUAUUGACAAUGUGAGUUGCACCGCCUCUUCACCAUUCACAACUUUGGGAUCAUCGAUGAUGGGUGACAUUGAUGCGCUUUGCGAAUACUUAAAUGAAAUGAUUGCCUUAUUAAAUUUAGAAAAAAAUAAAGCUUCAGAAGGAAAUGAAGACUUUUCUAGUGACAUGGAUAGUUCAGGAAUCAGAGAGAGAAUGGUAGAACAUUCUGGAGGUGCAAAUAACCUGAAUGUACCACAAAUCGAAGCAACAGCUGCUCCAGGUGCAAAUAACUUUAGUGUGUCACAACCCACGACGACAGUUGCUCCAAGUGCAAACAAUCAUAGUGCGUCACAACCCACGACGACAGCUGCUCCAGGUGCAAAAAAUCAUAGUGAGUCACAACCCACGACGACAGUUGCUCCAGGUGCAAAUAAUCAUAGUGCGUCACAACCUACGACGACAGCUGCUCCAGGUGCAAAUAAUCAUAGUGCGUCACAACCUACGACGACAGCUGCUCCAGGUGCAAAUAAUCAUAGUGCGUCACAACCUACGACGACAGCUGCUCCAGGUGCAAAUAAUCAUAGUGCGUCACAACCUACGACGACAGCUGCUCCAGGUGCAAAUAAUCAUAGUGCGUCACAACCUACGACGACAGCUGCUCCAGGUGCAAAUAAUCAUAGUGCGUCACAACCUACGACGACAGCUGCUCCAGGUGCAAAUAAUCAUAGUGCGUCACAACCUACGACGACAGCUGCUCCAGGUGCAAAUAAUCAUAGUGCGUCACAACCUACGACGACAGCUGCUCCAGGUGCAAAUAAUCAUAGUGCGUCACAACCUACGACGACAGCUGCUCCAGGUGCAAAUAAUCAUAGUGCGUCACAACCUACGACGACAGCUGCUCCAGGUGCAAAUAAUCAUAGUGCGUCACAACCUACGACGACAGCUGCUCCAGGUGCAAAUAAUCAUAGUGCGUCACAACCCACGACGACAGCUGCUCCAGGUGCAAAUAAUCAUAGUGCGUCACAACCCACGACGACAGUUGCUCCAGGUGCAAACAAUCAUAGUGUGUCACAACCCACGACGACAGCUGCUCCAGGUGCAAAUAAUCAUAGUGUAUUACAACCCACGACGACAGUUGCUCCAGGUGCAAACAAUCAUAGUGUGUCACAACCCACGACGACAGCUGCUCCAGAACCAUUAUCAAACGGAACAGAAACAUCUGGACUAGGACCAUUAGCCAAAGAACCUGAAAAAUAUAGUAUGGCAACGAUUUUGGGGCUCGGAAUUUGUGGGUUUGCUUGUGGCAUCCUGCUCGCCAUAGCUAUUACCAUGACAUACAUGCGAUACAGAAGAAGAGUGUACGUGACGUAUCGACCGUGAAUGAAGACAAGAUGAUCAUGGCCCAGAACUUAUACUAGACAGCAUAAUUUCUUUAAGUUUAUUUUGUAAGUU